GAGGGUUUUGCGGAGCGAUCAAAUGUUCACAGUCGGGUGAGGGCUGAUAUCAAAAAACGGUGGCUUUGUUUUGAAGCGAAGCGAUAUCUCCUUUGAACUUUCGCGAAGCCGCGGUUCGUAAUGCUUCUUUGAAAGAUAAUGGACCAGGAAGAUGACAUCAGAACAGCGAUACACACGUUUUAUCAGCAACAGCAGCUACAACAAGCAAACACCCCAAUCGGACACCAUCGCCCGAUGAUGCACGGUUCCAUGGGCUACAGCGGGGCCAACGGGCCAGGGCUUCCCGCCGUAGGCAUGUCACGCUCCCAAUCGCACACAGUUAACCUGUUGAGCGAGGACUUCAUUGGCGGGUACAUGGACCAGGGACGUAUGUCCGUCGUGCGGAGGUUUUUCUGUCUCUUCGUAACGUUUGACGUCGUAUUCAUCACGUUGCUAUGGAUCAUCUCCGUCGUGAUCACCGGCGAGAACGUGAUUCACGCGUUGAAAUCUCAGGUUCUUCACUACAGCAUUUACACCUCGCUGUUCGAUGUCGUUAUAAUAGCCCUCAUUAGGUUUAUUUUCCUCAUCCUCUUUUACGGCAUCUUAAGCAUGAGCCAUUGGCUAGUGAUAGCGUUAUCCACAACCAGUUCUUGUGGGUUUCUUAUUUACAAAGUAUUUAUGUACAAUUGGACAGCUACACCACAGCCAGUGUUCGAGGUGCUUUUGAUAGUUGUAUCAUUUGUGCUGGCUUGGGGUGAAGCAUGGUUCUUAGACUGUCGCGUCAUACCCCAGGAACGAUACGCAAGAAGGUAUCCUUUCGAGGCAACGAAUGCCCCAUCGGUCCUCGAUGCUCGAACACCACUGCUGGACCAAUUUUUGCGGGCUUCCAUAGCGGGGCGAACGGAAAGUAUUGGCAACUUCUACUCCCCGUUCGAAUCCAUCCACAACAGCGAUGACGACGACGACGAUGAAGAAAACGCACAGGAUGAACAACUCAAAAUGCUGGGCACGAAAACCGUGCGUUUCGCUUAUGACCUGCUCGAAGCGGACGAUUGGAAGAUCGAGAAAGUGACCAGCAAAGGAGACACGAUCCAGAGCCGCCAGGCUGAGGCGAUGGGUAAAAUUUACAAAUUAACCGCCAAAGUCCACUACCCAGCCCGUAAGCUACUACAGGAGCUGUUCUACAAAAUCGAAGACGUGCCGAAGUGGAACCCAACCUUACUGGAAUCGAGGAUCAUUCGGAAAAUCGACAGUCACACGGACAUCUCUUACCAAGCGACGAUUGGUGGUGGUGGUGGAGUCGUAAAGAGCAGGGAUUUCGUUAACCUCCGCUGCUGGCACUUGUGUCGUAGUGGCCGUGUGUAUGAAGGAGUGAAUAUAUUGUCGAAUCCAGUCGGUGUUCUUUCCCCAAUGGCGGAGGAAGGUGAACGGACGGUGGGUGGUUCGCUGUCUCAGAGCGAUACGGCCGAAGAGGAUGAAGACGACGGACCCGAGAGGGAAUCGAAUUGUACGACAGUGAUUGCACCAAAAAUGAGUCAAUCGCACAGCGAAGCGGGACUGAUCGACCGAGAACAGACCGAAGCCAGCAAGACUGCUUUUAAAACACUCAGCAAAAGUUUAGGGGCGCAGGAUUUUGCCGCCAGUGGUGCAACCUCCGACCCGGAAGAUGUGUUUUCCGAUGCAUUGACGGGUGAACUAAGUGCCGCCAGGGAAGCUCGUGGCCAGAAGAAUGCGGUCAAUGGGGUAGAGCAGCCCUCGAAGAAGCGGCCAGGUGUGGAAAGUGAACGCGAGAUGGCAAAGGGUGGCAAUGUGUACGUGAGCGCCGCUACUAGUAUUGACUAUAAGGAGGCUCCUUGUACCACGAAGUACAUACGGGGAGAAAAUAAUGUUUCCUGCUGGGCGAUGCGUGAGCUCGAUAAUCAAAAGGACCACUGCAUUUUCGAGAUGCUUCUCUGCUUGGAUUUGAAGGGGUACAUCCCACGAUACGUCCUCGACACCGCUUAUACUACGCUAAUGCAAGACUACAUGACCUAUCUGCGCAAGUACGUGGUCGAGCUGCGCAAACAAGAAAAAGUGCCUGGGGGCCAAGAGACGGCCGAACGGACGAGCAACGCGUAAAACGAAUCACAAUCGCACUCGUAUCUUUAAUUUCAACAUCGUUGUCAUUGUUAACGCCGUCAUUGGGAGAUUAUUUAUUCUCUUGCGAAUUUGCGUUUUCAUACACCGUGUUACACAGAUCCAUCCUACUCAACGCCGUCAUAGAAAAAGG
This is a messenger RNA of Anopheles cruzii, 2248 nucleotides long. It is a transcript of the gene Start1, whose product is annotated as steroidogenic acute regulatory protein-like. The record is from RefSeq and is a predicted model, not a curated record. NCBI's taxonomy places the organism in Eukaryota, Metazoa, Arthropoda, Insecta, Diptera, Culicidae. The transcript is spliced from 11 exons. Gene Ontology annotation, molecular function: lipid binding. Bases 139 to 2097 code for a protein of 652 amino acids.